AUGGAGGGAGAGGUUGGUAACUUCAUUGUGGUCUGGAUAGUAGUGUUUGCAUGUCUCCUAUAUUGUUACACCAUUGGCAAGUUCAUACCAAAGGGUACCACUAGACUUUUGGCAUUGUCCAUUGUCACAUGCCUCUUUCUAUGGUUUCCACUCAAGCUAACCACCAUGCACCUUGGUGGUUUAACCUCUUUCUUUAUAGCAUGGCUUGCAAACUUCAAACUUCUUCUCUUUGCUUAUGGAAAAGGCCCUCUUUCUUCCGACCCACCAAUCCCAUUGUCGCGCUUUGUCCCCAUGGCAUGUCUACCAAUCAAGAUCGCAUCUACUCAUUCGCGUUCUGAAAGCCCAAUUCAAGAAACAAAGAAAACGGCGAAAAAAGGAUAUCUAGUGAAGCUUUCAUUGUUUGGAAUGUUACUUAAGGUGUAUGAUUAUAACCAAUAUAUUCAUCCAAAGGUUAUGAUGUCAUUGUAUUGCUUUCAUAUCUAUUUCAUGCUUGAAAUAGUGCUAGACAUGGUUGCAUAUGUGGCUCGAACCGUUGUGCAAAUGGAGUUUGAGCCGCCAUUCGAUGAGCCUUACCUAGCCACUUCCCUACAAGACUUUUGGGGUAAAAGGUGGAACCUCAUGGUCACUAGCAUUCUACACCCAACCAUAUAUGAUCCGGUUCGCUCCAUUUCUUUGCGUUUCGCGUCAAGAAAAUGGGCCUCACUAGUUGCGAUUUUCACAACAUUUCUUGUUUCAGGGGUGAUGCAUGAGUUUAUAUUCUAUAACAUUGGUAGAUUAAAACCUUCUGGUGAAGUUACUUGCUUCUUUUUAUUGCAUGGAGUAUUGGUAAGCAUUGAAGUUUGUAUCAAAAGAAUGGGGCUGCAUCUGCCCACCAUUGUUUCUCGACCGUUAACACUCGGAUGCGUGCUUGUUACUUGUUUCUGGUUGUUCUUUCCGCCAUUUCUACGGUUCAAACCAGAGGUUCGAGGAUGUCAAGAAACUGUUGCAUUUUUAGAGUUUGUCACCACUGGCCGGCUAAUUAGCCCUAGUAAUGCUUCUUGUCCAUACAUUUAAAUAAACACACAUUCGUUCAUGCAAUGCUAAUUAAAUCUAUUGUUUCUUUUGGUUUUUGAGGGAAAUCCCAACA
Messenger RNA from Helianthus annuus (common sunflower), 1126 nucleotides. RefSeq names its product acyl-CoA--sterol O-acyltransferase 1. The transcript has a single exon. Lineage: Eukaryota; Viridiplantae; Streptophyta; Magnoliopsida; Asterales; Asteraceae. The record is from RefSeq and is a predicted model, not a curated record. Gene Ontology annotation, biological process: lipid metabolic process. The coding region runs from base 1 to 1053 and encodes 350 amino acids.